Dissoconium aciculare CBS 342.82 is the source of this 1328-nucleotide messenger RNA. Its product is annotated as NAD(P)-binding protein. Bases 162 to 1103 code for a protein of 313 amino acids. The transcript has 2 exons. Lineage: Eukaryota; Fungi; Ascomycota; Dothideomycetes; Mycosphaerellales; Dissoconiaceae. The record is from RefSeq and is a predicted model, not a curated record.
GCGGGUGAAUGGGCAUAAGUAUGGAUGAUGCUCCCGCCGAAUGGACGAUGGAUCAUCACCAUCACCAUCACCACCACCACCAAAACCCACGUUGACAUCAUCCCUCAAUCAUCAUCUUGAGCAACCAAAUCAUCUCCACAGUCCACCGUGAUAACAUCACCAUGUCUGACAAGAAGAUCCUCACCGUCUUUGGCGCCACCGGCCUUCAAGGCGGUAGCAUCCUCGAUGUCAUCCUCGCCCGGCCCGCGCUCUCCUCCAAAUAUGCCAUUCGCGCCGUGACCCGCGACACAACCAGCGAGAAAUCCCAAGCCCUCGCUGCCAAGGGAGUCGAACUCGUCCGUGCCGACCUCGACGACCUCGCCUCGGUCACCGCCGCAGUCCAGAACAGCUACGGCGUCUUCGGCGUCACGGAUUUCUGGUCGCACCUGUCCAAGGACCGCGAGAUCCGACAGGGCAAGAACAUCUUCGAGGCCUCCAAAUCCGCCGGCAUCAAGCACCUGGUCUUCUCCGCCCUGCCCAACGUCAGCAAGCUCAGCCAGGGCCGACACACUCAGGUCGAGCACUUCGACGGCAAGGCCGAAGUCGCCGAGCACAUCGAGGCGAACAAGGGCGACAUGUGGGCGAGCUACUACAUGCCCGCUAUGUACAUCGACUUCCUCAAGAACCUCGUCCACCCCGUCGACGGCGUGCCGACCUUGAGCCUGCCCUUCCCCGACGAGAACAUCCCGUGGCCGUUGGUCGCGCCGCGCCGCGACGGCGGCAAAUACGUCGUCGGCCUGUUCGAAGCCGGGCGGGAGGCCGACGGCGCGCACGUGCAGGGGAUCAGCACCUGGACCUCGCCGCGCAAAUUCGUGGAUCAGCUCGGAGAGUCCCUGGGCCGGGAGGUCCGAUACCAGCCCGUCAGCGGGGAGGCGUUCGGCCGCAAUUUCCCCGAGGCCAUCCGGGCGGACCUGGUCGAUAUGAUGCUGUGGAUCGGCGAGGACAGCUACUACGGCGCCGGCAGCCCGGCGAAGCAGGCCGAGAGCGAGAGAUUCCUCGUCGAGGACGCAGAUCUGCUCGAUGUGCCGGGCUUCAUCAGGGAGGCGCAGCCAUGGAAAGUUUAAUGAUUAAUAAUACCAAUGAUGAGAAUGAGAAACAAUGGAUUCAUGUUCCUUUCCACACACGCGUCGUCCACCUCUCACUUGCCGCCUUGCAGGCCAUAACACUACGUCAUAAUUCUCAGUGUCGUCGACGUUCAGCGCAGCGAUUCUCCAGGGACGGCGAUGUGCCACACAUCACACGACGAGGAGCAGUUUUGAGGGCGUCUAGGUGCAUACGACGAAUGUCAA